AUGUUUCGUUCUUCCUUUACGGUCUUCUUCCCUGGACUCGGACCUGCAGAGGUGUCCAAUUUGUCAGGAGCUCUGCGGCAGACCCUCCGCACCAGCAUCCUCCUGUUCAUCUCAGACCUCAAACUCAACAUCAGAGUUUCGGACGUUCCACGUCACGCGUUCUGCUGCCAGUGUUUGAGGGCCAGGCACAGCCCCGGGGAGCUGCUCGACCUCCGCUGUCCCACAUGCAAAAAAAACGUACUCAUGUCCGAGGCUGGGUUUGACUCCAUUUGCUCUAUGAAUCUGCUUCUCAGCAGACUCCUUGAUGCGGAGGAUAAUGGAGAUAACGACGGGCGAUGCGCUGGUUUCUCAAACUCGCAGUGCAGCUCCUGCGAUGAGGGGAACCUGGCGAGCUCCUACUGCCUGGACUGUCAGGAGUACCUGUGUGUUAACUGCGUGCGCGCUCACCAGCGGGUGCGCCUCACCAAAGAUCACCUCAUGGCGGAGAAGACACAAGCAAUGAACCGUGCAGGUGUGAAGCUCGAGCUCCCAAACGGCCCCAACUCAAACCCUACAUUAUUACCCUAUCUUCAGGACUGGGCUAAAUGCCAGCAACAUGUCAAUGAGUUGUACUGUUUUUUCUGUGAGACGUGCUCUAUGCCUGUGUGCCGUGAUUGUGCUGCUGGUCUUCAUAUCAGUCAUGGGUUGGUGUACCUGCAAGAUGCCGCACAAGAGUCUCGAUCACUUGCCUUCCAACUGCUCACUGUGGCACAGCAGGGACGACAAGCUUUACAGGUUAGUGUAGAGAGGGCACAGGUUACAGCUGAGCAAGUAGAGAUGAAGGCAAAGAUGAUUCAGACAGAGGUGAAAGCCAUUAUUCUCUGCCAUAAAAAAGCCAUUGAAGAACGGGAGUGUGAGCUACUCUGGAAGGUGGAGAAAAUCCGUCAGGUAAAAGCGAAGUCCCUCUACUUGCAGGUGGAGCAUUUGUGGCAACACCUGUGUAAGCUGGACUCUACUGUGAUUGCAGUUACACAACUCCUGGAAGACGUUAGUGGCACUACAGGCGUUCUGGUGGCACGGGAGCGAAUGCUGGCUCAGGCACAGGAAACUCAAGCACUACGUUCAUUACUACAUCCACAAGAGGAUGAGCACUUCCUCUUUACCCCACCAGAUUCAGCCCUGCUCCAGACCCUGCGCUCUCUCGGCCAGCUCAGUGCCAAUGCCUUUGCCCUGCUCAGCACAGCCCAGGGAGAGGGUCUCAGAUCUGCCUUGCGGGGAAAGCCUGCUACAUUUACCUUGACGGUGAAUGACCAUGAGGGCCAGCGGCGACAAAAAGGUGGGGACCCUGUGUCAGCUGUAGUUCUGGCUGCUGAUGGGAGUGUUUCUGAAGCAGAUGUGUUGGACCAUCAUGACGGUACAUACAGUCUGACCUAUGUGCUCCAGAGUGAAGGGGAAGGCUUGUUGUCGGUGCUUGUCUGCAACAAGCACAUAAAGGGCAGUCCGUUUUCUGUGCAAGUGACUGCCUUACGAACCUUCUGUUCGUUCAGUCUACCAGUGGCCACCUUUGGCAGUGAAGGAGAAGCAGAAGGGCAGUUGUGCAGGCCAUGGGGUGUUGCUGUGGAUGCGGAAGGGUUUGUCAUGGUGGCUGACCGCAGUAACAACCGCAUACAAGUGUUUGGGCCCAAUGGAGAGUUCCAGCAUGCUUUUGGCAGUCUCGGUUCACGGCCUGGCCAGUUCAACAGACCAGCUGGUGUGGCAUGCGAUUGUCAGCGGCGCAUCGUGGUAGCCGAUAAGGACAACCAUCGCCUUCAGAUCUUUACCUUCCAGGGUAAAUUCCUGCUCACCUUUGGAGAGAAGGGUGCCAAGAAUGGCCAGUUCAACUAUCCUUGGGACGUGGCUGUCAACUCAACUGGAAAGAUCCUUGUGUCAGAUACACGUAACCAUUGCAUUCAAUUAUUUGGCUCAGAUGGCUCUUUCAUUAACAAGUACGGUUUUGAAGGAGUCCACUGGAAACACUUUGACUCUCCUCGGGGUGUCGCCUUUACCUGCGAGGACCACUUAGUUGUCACUGACUUCAACAACCACCGUCUUCUGGUGAUCCAGCCAAACUGUCAGUCAGCACGCUUUUUGGGUGCAGAAGGCUCUGGAAACGGUCAAUUCUUGCGUCCACAAGGCGUUACAGUUGACCGUGAGAAUCGCAUCAUUGUUGCCGACUCAAGAAACCACCGUGUGCAAGUGUUCCAGGCAGACGGAACUUUCCUUUGCAAAUUUGGUAGACAAGGGGAAAGUCCAGGCCAGAUGGACCGACCCUCAGGUGUUGCAGUGACUCCAGAUGGGCUGAUUGUUGUGGUUGACUUUGGAAACAACCGCAUUCUUAAGUUCUGAUUGGCCAAUUCAUAUCUUACAUUCUUACACCUUGGAAACAGAACACUUUCAAAUUGUGUCAGGCUCUCUGUUAAUAUGAUGAGACCGUUUUAAAGGUGAAGUGUAUAAUUUCUGCACCACUAGUGGCACCAAACAGAAUUACAAAAACAAUGACUAUUUUCAAACAGGUUUGGUAGCACUGCAGCACCAUAUUUUUAGGGAAUCAAACUACAAAUGGCUUAACAAAUCUUAACAUGUAAAAAAAUUACACACAUCACCUUUAAGGUUAACAAAUGAGUCAAACUUGAGGGGCCAAAUUUUGGAAAUGUUCUCCAGAUGUGAUGUUUCAAAGUCUGUUAUAUAUAUUUAUUCCGUUUUAGAUUAAUCUUGUUAUUCUUUCUAUAAACUGGUGACCAUAACCCGUUAGAUAGUGAAGCCACUAUUCAUCAGCAGGAAAAUUUCUCUCCUGACUUGAUAAGCUUCCGACUUGAAAUCUUGAAUGAGAUGACUUAGAGCUAAUCAAUAAAUGCUAUCAAGUGUGGUUUGACUGCAGCUCUAAAAGGUCAGACUAGGGCAUACUUUCAUGUCUCACCAGUAAACUGUAACCUCUCUUGAUCUCAGGGAUUACUUGAGCUGUAUGACUUUGUCUACCUCAGCAUCUCACCAACCUCAGUAAGCACAGGUAUGAAUGUAUUCCUAGAGGAACUGUCCUUUUUCAAAGAAUAUUAAAGAGAAAAAUGCUUUACUUUUACCUACCUCAGUACCUUUAUAUCUAUUUAAUGAUGCAAAAAUAUAUAUAUAUUAUUCAUAAGUAGAUACAGUUGAAGUCAGAAGUUUACAUAUACCUUAGCCAAAUACUUUUUAAAGUCAGUUUUUCACAAUUCCUGACAUUUAAUAGUAGGAAACAUUCCCUGUCUUAGGUCAGUUAGGAUCACUUUUUUUUAAAUGUCAGAAUAAUAGUAGAGAUAAAUGAUUUAUUUCAGCUUUUAUUUCUUUCAUCACAUUCCCAGUGGGUCAGAAGUUUACAUACACUUUGUUAGUAUUUGGUAUCAUUGCCUUUAAAUUGUUUAAUUUGGGUCAAACUUUUUGGAUAGCCUUCCACAAGCUUCUCACAAUAAGUUGCUGGAAUUGCCUCACACACUUUUUCAGUUCUGCCCACAAAUUUUCUAUCAGACUGAGGUCAGGGCUUUGUGAUGGCCACUCCAAUACCUUGACUUUGUUGUCCUAAAGCCAUUUUGCCACAACUUUGGAGGCAUGCUUGGGGUCAUUGUCCAUUUGAAAGACCCAUUUGCGAUCAAGCUUUUUAACUUCCUGGCUGAUGUCUUGAGAUGUUGCUUCUAUAUACUCGCAUAAUUUUUCUUCCUCAUGA
Messenger RNA from Myxocyprinus asiaticus (Chinese sucker), 3712 nucleotides. Its product is annotated as E3 ubiquitin-protein ligase TRIM71-like. Gene Ontology annotation, molecular function: protein binding; zinc ion binding; ubiquitin protein ligase activity. The record is from RefSeq and is a predicted model, not a curated record. Gene Ontology annotation, biological process: protein polyubiquitination; proteasome-mediated ubiquitin-dependent protein catabolic process. NCBI's taxonomy places the organism in Eukaryota, Metazoa, Chordata, Actinopteri, Cypriniformes, Catostomidae.